AUUGUCAAUUCGUCAAUGUAAAAAAGUUGCAAGUGAAGUCGAGUGCUGUUGUUUUUUCCUAAAUUUGUUUACCUUUAAAUUUAAUUUUACGGGUAAAGUGUUAAAACAUUUUUUGUGUUUCGACUUAGAAAACAAAAAGUUUUUCAAUUACAGCAAAGAAGUAAAAUUUGGAAGUGGAACAUAUACUUAACGGGAUACCCCGUUUCUCUAGUGAUCCUCAAAAAUUAUUAUGCCUCAUGAUUUAAAAGAGUUGGGCGUGCGAAAAGCGCUAAUGGCUCCACUAUCUCCGACCCCAUGCGCAGAGAUCAGUGACGAUGAGCUGGUCUCCAUCUCCGUGCGGGACCUGAACAGGCAGCUCAAGAUGCGGGGGCUGACCAGGGAUCAGAUUGUGAGAAUGAAGCAGCGUCGUCGUACACUGAAGAACAGGGGUUACGCAGCCUCUUGUCGCAUCAAACGGAUCGAGCAGAAAGAUGAACUUGAGACAGAAAAGAGUCAGGAAUGGCACGAUAUGGAAAUGAUGCAAGAAGAAAACACAAGGAUACGUGAAGAGAUUGAAGCUUUGCGCGGGAAAUACGACGCGUUAAAGCGGUUCGCGCUAAUGAAGAGUAUUCCUUUGCCGCCCGAACUCGAGAUCUUGCCAUAGACAAUCCAAUAGAUAAUAGGGUAGUUGCCAAGGUCAGAGAAUUGUAAAAAAUAUGUAUAAUCUAUAUAAAAUUGAUAUAUUUAGAUCAUUAUGAUAAUUCAUAGACUGUGACAAUGCAGCUGGAUCUGAAUAUGAAGAUUUAAGGUUAGUUGGAAAGUCCAUUUUCAAACAGUAUGAAAUUAUUAAAAUAAAUUGAACCAUUAUAAAUAACAAAAAUUUUGUAACAACUUUUAUUAAGAAAUCAUCACCAUAAACGUAUUAUUUAAUGUAGCUGUCGAACAAACAUAUCUUUGUUCGCGAACAUUUUCGCACGCUGUGACGUCACUUGUUCGUGUCAUUCAGUACGGAGCGUUUGGACGAGUCCAAAAAUGUGUGAUUUUAUUUUUGUCAUAUCUUUGAAAGUGUUGUCUUGUAUUGUAUUGUCAUUAUCACAGUAUUUUUUUCACUGGAGUUUCUAAUGAUAUAAGAGCCUUCGAAUAGUCAUCAAAACAGAAAUUUGGCAACUAGCCUAUUAUGUGGAUAUAUAUCGUAACUAAUAUUAUAAAUGCGUAAGUAAAUUUGUUUGUUACCUCUGCAGACUCUGUCUACUCAAACAAUUUUAUUUUCCACUUUGCCGCGUUUACCAUAUAUAUUUUUAUAACCGAAACUGAAAUAUGUUUAUGCAAAUAGGACAGUUAAUGGAUUUACAUUUGUAUGGGUUAAAUAUUUACAUUUAUACGGGUGUAACAUGUAGCUACCUAAGUAGUUUAUUUUUACGAUUUUAUUUAAAAAAUAAUCGGUGCCUGACUAAGAAAAUUAUGAUUUUUUAAAAUGGAAUAAUUUUAUAUUAUACAGUAAUUAGGAAUAAGAUUUGUUAUAAGUGAUAAGACUAUAAAUAAGUGAUAUUUUUAAAUAUACAGUAAUUUUAAUUGGAAAA
Plodia interpunctella (Indianmeal moth) is the source of this 1559-nucleotide messenger RNA. It is a transcript of the gene maf-S, whose product is annotated as maf-S. Gene Ontology annotation, cellular component: nucleus. Bases 230 to 643 code for a protein of 137 amino acids. Gene Ontology annotation, biological process: regulation of transcription by RNA polymerase II. NCBI's taxonomy places the organism in Eukaryota, Metazoa, Arthropoda, Insecta, Lepidoptera, Pyralidae. The transcript is spliced from 4 exons. The record is from RefSeq and is a predicted model, not a curated record. Gene Ontology annotation, molecular function: DNA-binding transcription factor activity, RNA polymerase II-specific; RNA polymerase II cis-regulatory region sequence-specific DNA binding.